This is a messenger RNA of Striga hermonthica, 2277 nucleotides long. Lineage: Eukaryota; Viridiplantae; Streptophyta; Magnoliopsida; Lamiales; Orobanchaceae. The record is from the annotation of a GenBank genome assembly.
AUGUCGAUUCGAUUCAAAUUCAGGAGCUCGGUGAAUUAUGAUGCGUUGGAGAUUGGAGAGCGCGCGUCGAUUGGCAUCGGGGAGCUGCGGGCGAUGAUUCUGAAGGGAAAAACGGCUCAGCAGCAACACCAACCAUUUGAUCUCGUAUUCUCUGACGCUGAUUCUGGUUUAGAGUUUAAGGGUGAUGAUUGCAGUAUUCCAAGCGGAUCCAGCGUCAUUGUUAGGAGAGUUCCUGCUGGAACUAUGGCACCAGCUGUGUCACCUGUUCAAGCUGUUAAAGAUGUUGAAAUAAAAGGGUCACAUGAUCUGAAUCCAGGCAGUGAACCAGUGGACACAUUUGAUGGCUCAGGUGCUGAGUUGUGUCUCAUGCCUGAUUCAACCUUUACUGGUUUCAAUCUUGAAUUUGACGAAAAUGACUUCCUGGGUAAUGGAAUGGACCAAGUGGCAGGUGUAAGCAGGGCAGAAUGUCAAAAGCAGGGUAUUAGUAAUAUCAGUCAUGAAAGACCAAGAGGUUGUAAUCUAUCCGGAAAUGAGAGGAUUGCUGUAGUCAGAGUCGACCAACAAAUAAAGCCAAUUAAUGGCCCACAUUCCUCCAGCCUCCAGGCCAUACAAUGUUCCAAAUUGCCAGUAGAAAUGAAAUGUCCUCUUUGCAACUCUUUCUUCAAGGAGGCCGUCAUGAUUCCUUGCUGCCAGCAUAGCUUUUGCCAAAAUUGUAUCCGCCAAGUGCUUAUUGAGAAGGGGAAGUGCGCAAAGUGCUUUUCAAGAAAAUGCCGUGUGGAGGACCUGCUACCAAACUUCUCUUUGCGUCAAGCUAUCGAGCAUUUCCUUGAAGCUGAGAUGCUCGAUGCUGGUUUAGAGCACGCCUUGCAGAAUUAUGUGCCAGAUGGAGAGUCUGGAAUUGAGGCUAGGGACUUUUCGUGUGCGCCUUCAGUUGUCCAAAAGGAACUGGAAUUGCCUCAGUCCUCAUCCGCAACUGGGAAAGGAUCUAACCAAGUUUAUAAGGAAGCGUUUUUUGAGCAACAAUGUCAAAGAAAUGUGCCAGUUUGUGCCUCCGGAAUAAGGGAAGUAAAAUCCGCUGUUCCAUCACAGAAAGUCAAUCAAAUAGAUGAUAUGAGUGGCUACUAUUGUCAUGAUGGAAUGCGAAGUGAGCCUGAAGAUUUUGUGCCAUCAGCCGACUUUCAAGGUGAAAAUCAACCUGUUAUUCCUCUAACUAAUGUUCAUGAUGAAGCUGAUUAUAACACCAGGAGACGAGGGGGACACUGGAUCGGAUCUGGAGGUGGAGAGAGAAAUUUUAUUGGUCCCUCUGGACAUAGAAAGGGUGUCCGGAAUUGCUACACAUGUGGUUCUCCUGAUCACCUCAUGAGAGACUGUCCUAUGUCCCACCCAAAUCCCAUGUUUCAGCCAGGGAAUGGAGCGUAUCAUGGGGGUAUGCCAGGCUAUGUGCAGCCACCUUACUGGAAUAGCUCCUCAAUGCCGCCUUUCAGCCCAUAUGCAAACAUGUAUGGGAACCCUGGAAUGAUGUAUUUCAACACAUCCAUGGUUCCUGUUUCACCAUUUGCUGCGCCUCCCUACUUUCCUUCAAUGAGCGCUAGCAUGGCCGGUUCUGGUGCCAACAUGAGAAUGUGCAAUAUGGGGCCUCCUCGACAUUCAGAUCAUUUUGGGCUGCAACCUUGCGAGAACAAAAGGAAGCACCCAAAUGAAGAGCUCGAAAGGGGAAUUAUUUCUGAGAUGGAAGAUGAGUCCCCAACACGCUACCGGCAUGUAAACCCGGAAAGAUCACAUGAUCACGGGCCUCAAAAAGAGGACAAGCUGGGCCUAACCCGCUCGGACGACAGCUUUGCCCGGUGGUCGGCAGGAAAAUACCAGCACGGCAAGUUUCCGCAUGAGAAGGUUUCCCGCCCAUCCAACUCCAGUCGGGACAAGGGGCCUUUCCACGGUGAGAGAUCGAAUUCGGGCAAGGAGGAACCUUCUAGAAGCUCCGAGGUCAGGCACAGGCACCAUCAUCACAGGGAGUCGAGGAGACACCACGAGAGAAAGGGUAACUGUGAGAGUGAAUCAAGCCACAGUCAUCACUCAGCACAGAAAGAUGCCAAAAGGGGCUCGCAUCAUAGCCCGUCCGCUUUUCGGAGGAGGGAAUACAGAGAUCUGGACGUGGGUCGUGAUUACUCGAGGCAUGGCAGGAAGCACUCGAGGGAGGAAAGUCGUGAGGACAGGUGGCGGACGGGUAAUGGCCUGUACGGGGAUGAGUAUCGUCACCAUAAGCGAAGAGCACAUUGA